AUGACUAUCAUGAAAUCUAUCUCAUCCAUGGGCAACGUUGCCUCUGCCUCCUCGAUGACCAAGAGCACUGUGUCAGCCUCAAGCAUUACUGGACUUGGACAGGGUGGCAAUGAGAAUGCUGGACUCCUCGGAUGUGGACUGACCAGAACUGUUGGUGGUACAGUCAUUGCCGUUGAGAACGUUGUCAAUGGAGUCCUGUUCACUGUCCUUGGACUGGUUGAUGGUCUCUUGGGAGGUGUAUGCUUG
This is a messenger RNA of Acytostelium subglobosum LB1, 246 nucleotides long. RefSeq lists its product as hypothetical. The record is from RefSeq and is a predicted model, not a curated record. The annotation marks the transcript as partial. The transcript has 2 exons. Lineage: Eukaryota; Evosea; Eumycetozoa; Acytosteliales; Acytosteliaceae.